UCGGAGCUGUGUGCGCAGUGCGUGUGCUCCGGACACCCGGACACGCCGGCCCGGCCCCGCCGCACCAUUUAUUACUAAAAAUAUAAAAAAGACAAAAAAAAUCAAAAAAUCCUAAAAAAUCUCUAAAAAAACCCCUUCCCUCUUCCAUCUUCCGACAACCUUCUACAACCGGCCGGUUUGAUAAAAAAAUAACCCGGUGAAGCGAAGCCCCCGGACCCGGCGCAGCCGAGAGGAGACACAGAGCGAGCCUGACCCCCGCUGAGGCCAGCAGCAGCCGCCGCCGCCGCCACCUUCACCAGGCCCGGCACAGAGUGAGCCAGACCCCCUCCCACCGUUUUCACCCGCCGCCGCGCAUCCGCCUCUCGCGGCCGUUAAGUUUCGAAUCCGCCUCCGGAGUGCCCCCUUCCCAGCUCCGACACCGCCGGUCCCUGCCUUCACGGACCGCCGGGCCGCCGCGGCCUCCUCGCCUCGUCAGCGCCCCCCCUUUGCCCUCCAACGCCUGGAGACGGCGGCAGGAUGAACCCCAGCGCCCCUAGCUACCCUAUGGCCUCCCUCUACGUGGGGGACCUACACCCCGACGUGACGGAGGCCAUGCUCUACGAGAAGUUCAGCCCUGCUGGGCCGAUCCUUUCCAUCCGCGUCUGCAGGGACAUGAUCACCCGCCGGUCGCUCGGCUACGCCUAUGUCAACUUCCAGCAGCCCGCCGACGAUGUCUUUCUCGGAUCGGGAAGGAACAUAAAAGCUGAACGAGCUUUGGAUACCAUGAACUUCGAUGUCAUCAAGGGCAAGCCAGUGCGCAUCAUGUGGUCCCAGCGCGAUCCAUCUCUCCGCAAGAGUGGUGUAGGGAACAUCUUCAUCAAGAACCUGGACAAAUCGAUCGACAACAAAGCUUUGUACGACACCUUCUCUGCCUUUGGGAACAUCCUGUCCUGUAAGGUGGUGUGCGAUGAGAACGGCUCCAAGGGGUAUGGGUUUGUACACUUCGAGACACAAGAAGCCGCAGAGCGAGCUAUUGAGAAGAUGAACGGCAUGCUGCUGAACGACCGCAAAGUAUUUGUUGGAAGGUUUAAAUCCCGCAAGGAACGCGAGGCAGAGCUUGGAGCCAGAGCAAAGGAAUUCACCAAUGUUUACAUCAAGAAUUUUGGAGAAGACAUGGAUGAUGAGAGACUUAAGGAACUCUUUGGCAAGUUUGGUCCUGCCCUAAGUGUGAAAGUUAUGACCGAUGAGAGUGGAAAAUCCAAAGGCUUUGGCUUUGUUAGCUUUGAAAGACAUGAAGAUGCUCAAAAAGCUGUGGAUGAGAUGAAUGGGAAGGAGCUCAACGGGAAACAAAUCUAUGUUGGCCGGGCUCAGAAAAAGGUGGAAAGGCAGACAGAGCUGAAGCGCAAGUUCGAACAGAUGAAGCAGGACAGGAUCACCAGAUACCAGGGUGUCAACCUUUAUGUGAAAAAUCUGGAUGACGGCAUUGAUGAUGAGCGUCUGCGGAAAGAGUUCUCGCCGUUUGGAACAAUCACCAGUGCAAAGGUCAUGAUGGAAGGUGGCCGCAGCAAAGGGUUUGGAUUCGUGUGCUUUUCAUCACCAGAAGAAGCCACCAAAGCUGUCACAGAAAUGAAUGGUAGAAUUGUGGCUACUAAACCAUUAUACGUAGCUCUAGCCCAGCGUAAAGAAGAGCGCCAAGCUCACCUCACCAACCAGUAUAUGCAGAGAAUGGCAACUGUGAGAGCAGUACCUAACCCUGUCAUCAAUCCCUACCAGCCAGCACCUCCUUCAGGUUACUUCAUGGCAGCUAUCCCACAGACUCAGAACCGUGCUGCAUACUAUCCCACCAACCAGCUCGCCCAGCUUGCCAGACCUAGUCCUCGCUGGACUGCUCAGGGUGCCAGACCUCAUCCAUUCCAGAACAUGCCUGGUGCUAUCCGCCCAGCAGCACCCAGACCACCCUUCAGUACCAUGAGACCAGCUUCACAAGUCCCACGAGUUAUGUCCACACAACGUGUUGCCAAUACAUCGACGCAGACCAUGGGCCCGCGCCCCGCAGCAGCAGCCACUGCCGCCACUCCUGUCCGCACAGUCCCGCAGUACAAAUACGCCGCGGGCGUCCGCAACCCUCAGCAGCACCUCAACACGCAGCCACAGGUUGCCAUGCAGCAGCCUGCUGUCCAUGUGCAAGGUCAGGAACCCUUGACUGCUUCCAUGUUGGCUUCUGCCCCUCCACAAGAGCAAAAGCAGAUGUUAGGCGAACGUCUCUUUCCUCUCAUCCAAAACAUGCACCCCACUCUGGCGGGUAAGAUCACCGGGAUGCUGCUGGAGAUUGACAACUCUGAACUCCUCCACAUGCUCGAGUCUCCUGAGUCUCUUCGUUCGAAGGUUGAUGAAGCUGUGGCCGUACUACAAGCCCACCAAGCUAAAGAGGCUGCUCAAAAGGCAGUUAAUAACCCCACUGGGGUUCCAAGUGUUUAAUAAAAAGAUCCGGGACUACAACCUAGAACUUCGCUUCACCGAAGAAAAAACAAUUUAAACAUGGAAAAAUAUUAAAUAUUGAGAAAAAAACAUUGCAAAAAUAUAAAAUAAAUAAAAAAAGGAAAGGAAACUUUGAAGCUUAUGUACAGAGCAACGCCGGGGCUAGUAAAAGAAAUGCUAGUCCUAGAUUACUUAUUGAUUUAAAAUGAAAAAAAAAUAGUAAAAUUAAAAAAGACAAAUUAAUGUUUUAUAAACCCGGGGAAAAGAAUUUUCAGCACAGUACAAAAAAUUUAAAGCAUUCCUUUCUUUAAUUUUGUAAUUCUUUACUGUGGAAAAGCUCAGAAUAUCACCACUGUUUUAGUUGACAGUGAGAAUUGAUAGCUGAGCAAAGAACCGUAAUUUGGAUUAUAAAAUUCUUGGUUUAAUAAAAAUUCCUUAA
Molecule: messenger RNA, 2896 nt
Organism: Indicator indicator
Lineage: Eukaryota; Metazoa; Chordata; Aves; Piciformes; Indicatoridae
Gene: PABPC1
Product: poly(A) binding protein cytoplasmic 1
Exons: 16
Coding region: 517-2457 (646 amino acids)
Cellular component (GO): cytosol; cytoplasmic stress granule; nucleus
Molecular function (GO): mRNA 3'-UTR binding; poly(U) RNA binding; poly(A) binding
Source: RefSeq, a predicted model, not a curated record